This is a messenger RNA of Haemonchus placei, 636 nucleotides long. NCBI's taxonomy places the organism in Eukaryota, Metazoa, Nematoda, Chromadorea, Rhabditida, Trichostrongylidae. The record is from the annotation of a GenBank genome assembly.
GAAGCGCCUUCUCUGAUCACCACAAUGAAGCCCGAUGAAGCCCGUGCCGCUCUGAAACCCCAUUAUGAGGCCCUUCUGAAGAACAUGAAUGAAGGAAAAUUCGAGGAGAAUUUCAAGCAUUUCCAUCCUCAUUGUGCGGUAGUACAUAGAGGCAAAGGAGCUUAUUACGGCAAAGAACAGAUCGGAGCGAUGUUGAAGAAACUUUUCGAGGAGCAACAUCCUAAGAACAUCAAGAUUACUCAUUUUCAAUAUCUAGAAAUUCGUGAAAAACUGAAGCCGAUCUACGAGGAACUCGAGCAGAACAUGACAAAAGGGGAUUUGCAAGCAAAUUUCAAGCAUCUUCACAGUGACUGUGUGAUUGUGCAAAAAGGAAAAGAAGCUUACUACGGAAAGGAACGUGAGUCAUAUUGCUACGAGAUUGGUAACAAGAUGAAGAGUUUUUUCCAAGAGCAUCAACCCAAAAACAUUAAGAGAUCGAAAGCGGUGUAUUACGGUUGUGAGUGUUGCAUUUGUGUGUCCGUUGAAGUCAGUUUCGAUACACCAAAAGGGCCAGCAAAAGUUGAUGAGCACCACAUUUGGAGAAAGGAGAACAACGAUUGGAAAUUGUAUCAUAUUGAGUAUGAGAUGGUCCAUUAA